This is a messenger RNA of Microplitis mediator, 3195 nucleotides long. It is a transcript of the gene Noc1, whose product is annotated as CCAAT/enhancer-binding protein zeta. The transcript is spliced from 3 exons. Lineage: Eukaryota; Metazoa; Arthropoda; Insecta; Hymenoptera; Braconidae. Gene Ontology annotation, cellular component: nucleus. The record is from RefSeq and is a predicted model, not a curated record. The coding region runs from base 360 to 3020 and encodes 886 amino acids.
UAUUUUAUUAAAAAAAUCGAUUUUUAAUAAUCGUAUUUAAAAAAUUCAAUCCAUUUCCUAUCGAUUAAUCAAAGCAGAUACAAUCGAUUAAAAACAAUCGAUUGUUAAAAUUAAAAAAUCAAUUAUUAGAUCGAUUGAUUGUAGUCUUGCAACUUGCAACAGUGAAACACGUGCUUCUUUUCGGCUCUGAAUUAACCUCAAAGCUUUGUUUAAAUAUAUAGGUUGCUUGCUACGAUAAGUAAUAUUGUUUACAACCUCUAUGAAUUUAAUUGAACCCACACAAAUUUUAAUUUGAUCUGAAUAAGCACCUAGAAAAUUUAAUUGUUAAAUAUUUGUUUAUUUAAGAAAUUAAUUGUAAAAUGAUUAAAUCAAAUAGUAACGAAACUAAAUGGUACAGUGAAUUUCCAAAAGAAAGUAAACCUUGUAAACAUUCUCGUAGUGAUGUUGAAGUAAUAAAAUUAAAAGAAGACGCUAAAAAACAUUUGGAUGCAGAGACAGCUGGAUUUCAAAUGAAAAAAUCAACUGUAAGAGAUUCAGAGUAUAAUUGGUUAAAAACAGCAGCAUCAAGUGGUACAAAUGCUGAUAAAAUAGGAGCUAAUAUUCUUUUUAUUCAAGAAAAUCCAAAAUAUAAUCUCAGUCGAUUAAUUAAUCUUGUUUCACAAGUUAAAGGUUCUAGACAUAGUCACAGUAAUUUAUUGAUUACAUCUUUACGUGAUCUUUUUUUAUCUGAUUUACUUCAUCCUCAAUACAAGCUUUUAAAAUUUGAAGAACAAAAUUUAGAUAAAAUUGCAUCAUCAAAUCAAUCUACAAUAAUUAAUAGGGAUGGUCAAACUAAAAAAUUACUUGCUUACUGGUAUUUUGAAGAUCAAUUACGUGAACAAUAUGAAAAGUUUAUCACAUAUUUAUCAGCAGUAGCGUCAGAUACCAUUGAUACAAAUCGUGAAAAAGCAAUUUCUAUAAUGACUGAUUUAUUAAUCGGUAAUUCUGAACAAGAACAUCAACUUCUUUCAUUGUUAGUAAAUAAAAUAGGUGAUCCAAAGUCUAAAGUUGCUUCUAAAGUUAUUUUUUGUUUAAAUAAUCUUUUGUUGGAGCAUCCAAAUAUGAAAAUAAUUGUUCUAAGAGAAUUAGAAAAAUUAUUAUUCCGAAAAAAUAUAAAUCAUCAUGCUCAAUAUUAUGCAAUAAGUUUACUAACACAAUUUGUUUUAAGCCGUGAAGAUUCAGAGACAGCGACAAAUUUAAUAGAUGUAUAUUUUGCAUUUUUUAAAGCAUGCUUAAAAAAAGGUGAACCUGAUAGUAAAAUGAUGGCAGCUAUUUUAACUGGCGUUAAUCGGGCCUAUCAUUUUGCUAAUAAAGAAACAAUCAAAAUAAAUGAUCAUAUUGAUUCCGUUUAUAAAGUUGUUCAUGUUGGUUCAUUUAAUGUUUCUCUCAAUGCUCUUAGUUUGCUUUAUCAAAUUGUUGAAAAUGAUGUACAACAAGAACGUAGAUUUUAUACAGCAUUGUAUGGUAAAUUAUUAGAUCCACAAAUUGGUUCUGCUAAAAAAGGUGCUGUUUUUUUAAAUCUUUUAUUUAAAGCUAUGAAAAAUGAUAAAAGUGUAACACGACUUUAUACUUUUGUUAAAAGAGUAUUACAAAUUUGUUCAUAUUUUCCGGCUUGUAUGAUAUGUGCUACUUUGUACAUUAUAUUACAAAUUUUGCAAUCAAGAAAAGAUUUGAAACAGAUCUUAUUUAAAAGUACAGUUCCACUUAAAACUGAAGAUAAUGAAAAUGAAGAUAAAAAUAAUGAUGAUAAUGAAGAAGAAACUGAAGAAAAAAACAAAUCAACAGUUAAAAAUAAUGGAAAUAAAAAAACACAAGCUAAUAUUAUGUUACCUAAUGUCAUUUUUGAUUCUACGAGUACUGAUGAUACUAAUGAAAAAUCUAUAACAGAUAUUAAAAUUGAACAAGAUAAUACAUUAUUAUAUGAUCCAUUUUCUAUAAAUCCAUUAAAAUCAGGAGCAAUUAAAUCUCCAGUUGUUGAACUUAUUGCUCUUUCAAAUCAUUUUCAUCCAAGUGUUGCUUUAUUCGCUCGUAACAUUAUUGAAGGAAAAGUUAUAAAUUAUACGGGUGAUCCACUGGAAGAUUUAACCUUGAUAAGAUUUUUAGAUAGAUAUGUAUUCAAGAAUCCGAAAAAAUUAGAAGAAAAAAAAGUUAAAAGUAAUGAUCCACUUUCAGUAAGAGCUAAAUAUAUACCCAAAGGAAUACGUUCGGUUCCUGUUGAUAGCCAUGCAUAUUUAAAUGAAAAAGAAGAACGUAUUCCUGUUGAUGAAUUAUUUUUAUAUCGUUAUCUUAAUAAGAAAAAUGAAAUUAAAAAUAUUGUUAAGAAAGAAGAUGAUGAUAGUGAUAAUGAUAGUGUUAACAGCGAGGAAUUUAAUUACUUAUUGGAUAAACUUAAUGGUGAUAAAGAUUUUGAGGAAUUAGAUAUUGCUGGAGAUCUUGGAUCAUUUAAGAAAAAUAAAAAACGACCGAACGAUGAAAGUGAUGAUGACUCUGAUAAUGAACAAGAUGAUGAUGAUGAAAUUGUUGAUGAUUUUGAUGAAGAUGAAUCAAUGAAUGAUGAAGACUUUGAAAAUAUGAGUGACAUGGAUGUAGAUGAUGAUGAUGAUGCAAGUGACAUGGAAUUUAUCGAUGAUGAUGAUAAUGAUAAUAAUAGUGCUCUAAAACAAUCAGUACAAUCUGUUUUGAAGAAAAAUAAAAAUUUGAAAUACGAAAAGAAAAAAUUAAAAAACAAAAUUGAUGAUAAUGUAUUUAUGUCAGCAGAAAAAUUUGCUGAAAUACUUGAACAGCAAGGACGAUCUAAACAAAAAGAAGGUAGUUCAAAUGUAAUGAGUGAUGUUGAUGGGGCCAGUGUUAAACAAUUGGACUGGGAAAUAAAAAGAAAUAAAAAAAUUUCUGGCAAGUUUGGCGGUACAAAAAAAUCUAAAUUUACUAAAUCUGGCACCGUGUCUCGUAAAAAUGUAAAAAAAUUUAAAAAAAGAAAUUAAAUAAAUAAAAGUACUUUAUUUAAAGGCUGUUAUUACAUAUUUUAUUGAUUAAUGAAUUUAAACAAUAGUUUUAUUUAUUAAUAAACAUAAAAAAAAAUGAUUUUAUAAAAUUAAUACUACUCAACUUCUAAUAUUUUUAAUUAAAAAUUUGAAAACUCGAUUAUUAAUCUGUAAA